GUUCCCUCUCCCUCCCACCGCUUUCUCUCCCUACCGCUCCUCCUCCUCCGUCUCGCCGGCGUCGCCAGCGCCGGCCGCGGCCAUGGGUUGCGGUGGCUCCAAGGACGCCGUGGCCACCGGCAACACCACCGCCAGCGGUGCCGCCGGCAAGCUCCUCCGGAGGAAGUCCUCCGUCUCCACCGGCCCAAGCCACACGUCCUUCGGCAGCGCCGGCGUCGCCGUCAAGGACGUCGUGAAGGAGCCGGCCGCCGGCGAGGCGGACAAUGCGGCGGGCGUCGUCGAGGCGGCCUCCGCCGGGAGCCCGACGAGAAGAAAGGGAAUGACGACUCCGUGAGGGAGCGGGCCGCCGGCGAGGCGGACAAGGCGGCUGACAUCGUGGUGAUGUCCCUCGAGGAUCCCGCCGCCGCUGCCACCGUUGCGGAGGAGAAGGAACCCAAGAAGGAUGUCGCCGUCGACGUCGCUGCCGCGGCUCCUGCUGUUUCGGCGGCGGCCCCCGUAGCGGAGCAAGCCGAGAAGGUGGUGGACGAGGAGCAGCUGCCGGAAUCGACCAUGGCCGAGGAGGCGCCGGUAAAGGCGGCGGGUAAGGUCGAGGAGGAGAAGGUAGAGAAGGCUGGGGAGAGCAAAGCCGAAGAGGAGGA
Panicum virgatum (switchgrass) is the source of this 638-nucleotide messenger RNA. RefSeq lists its product as uncharacterized. The transcript has a single exon. Lineage: Eukaryota; Viridiplantae; Streptophyta; Magnoliopsida; Poales; Poaceae. The record is from RefSeq and is a predicted model, not a curated record. The coding region runs from base 83 to 334 and encodes 83 amino acids.